AUGGAAAGGCGUAUGAAGUCGAAAUUACCUCCGGCCGGUCCAAAAAUGGAAAGAAAAUAUGUGGAGAAAAAUAGAAGGAAUUAUAUGAAGAAACUCUAUAAUCAACUUCAUUCCUUGAUCCCUAAGUCUAAGGAAACAAUAAUGACAGUGCCAGAUCAAAUAGAUGCAGCAGUGAAUUACAUAGAAAACUUGAAAAUGAAUUUGGAGAUGAACAAUAAGUACUUCGAAGAAUUGAAAAUGGGCCUAAAUAAGGCCCAAUCACUCAAUUCAACUAAUGAGCCCGGCCCAAUCACAAAGUCACAACCUCAGAUUGAAUUCCAUGAAAUGGGCCCAAACAUGGUCGUUGUUUUAAUAACUAGCCUUAACAAUAUAGCCACUUUUAUUAACAUCAUUCGAUUAUGCUAUGUGGAAGGUGUUGAAGUUGUGUCUACAAGAUUUGAACUCAAUGGAAACUCAACACUACAAAUUUCUCAUGAAACAACUAAGAUUAAUAGAAGCUCAACGAUGGAAUUAAUAGGUACAAAUUUGUGUGAUAAGAUGAAGGAGUUAAUUUAUGGACCCUCUUAUAUGGAAUCUCAAUUACAUUUGUGGGACUACAAAAUUGAAUUUGAUACAUUGGAGUACUACUUAUUACCAACAAGAAGUCAAAAUCAAAACAUGUAUAGUUACAUGCAAAAUUAA
Messenger RNA from Solanum pennellii, 681 nucleotides. Its product is annotated as transcription factor bHLH162-like. The transcript is spliced from 3 exons. Gene Ontology annotation, molecular function: RNA polymerase II transcription regulatory region sequence-specific DNA binding; protein dimerization activity; DNA-binding transcription factor activity, RNA polymerase II-specific. Lineage: Eukaryota; Viridiplantae; Streptophyta; Magnoliopsida; Solanales; Solanaceae. Gene Ontology annotation, cellular component: RNA polymerase II transcription regulator complex. The record is from RefSeq and is a predicted model, not a curated record. Gene Ontology annotation, biological process: regulation of transcription by RNA polymerase II. The coding region runs from base 1 to 681 and encodes 226 amino acids.